Messenger RNA from Phaedon cochleariae (mustard beetle), 888 nucleotides. The record is from the annotation of a GenBank genome assembly. Lineage: Eukaryota; Metazoa; Arthropoda; Insecta; Coleoptera; Chrysomelidae.
UGCGCCUACGGCUUCGCCCGCAUCUCCCCCACCACCUCCAACGCCACCGCCCCCCAGUCCUUUUGCGCCAAGUGCGACUGCAACGGUCACUCCCCCACCUGCGACCCCUCCACCGGCAGGUGCCUUCCCUCCUGCGAGCACGGCACCAUGGGGGAGCGGUGCGAAAGGUGCGCCCCUGGCAGGUACGGCAACCCCCUGAGGGGCACCCCGGAGGAUUGCAGGAGGUGCGCGUGCCCCCUGGAGGAGGCCACCAACAACUUUAGUCCGGCGUGCCAGGUGGACUAUUCGCGGGAGGAGGAGGAGGGGGGGUAUGUUUGUACGCAGUGCCCAGGGGGGUACACGGGAGACCAUUGCGAAAUAUGUGACGAUGGAUUUUUUGGAAAUCCAAUGGAGAUAGGAAAUACCUGUCAGCCAUGUGAUUGCAAUGGCGGACCAUGCGAUAGAACGACCGGACAGUGUCUUAGUUGCAAAGGAAAUACAGAAGGUUGGAAAUGUGAAAAAUGUAAACCAGACCACUACGGCGAGCCGUCUUUGUCCAAUUGCAAAGCAUGUGAAUGCGACCCUAUCGGUUCCAUUUCCAAGCAGUGUGACAACAUCACGGGUCAGUGUGAAUGUAAGGACAAAUUUACAGGAAGGACAUGCGACAAAUGCGAGGUCGGAUUUGGUAAUGUGACCGCUCUCUGCGUACCGUGCUCCUGCAACCCAAUGGGUUCCAAAUCGGAAGUUUGUGACACCCACACGGGUACCUGCGACUGUCAAGCAGGCGUGGAAGGGUUCCAUUGCGACGCCUGUCAAAAUUUGUACUAUGGAUUUUCCGAAACCGGAUGUCAACGUAAGUUAAUCAUGCAUGUUUGUCUGAAAAAAACCCUAGUCGCACAAGAUAAAUAA